Molecule: messenger RNA, 1062 nt
Organism: Diversispora eburnea
Lineage: Eukaryota; Fungi; Glomeromycota; Glomeromycetes; Diversisporales; Diversisporaceae
Source: the annotation of a GenBank genome assembly
AUGUCUCUUUCUAUUAAUACCACUAAAAUAGUAAAAGUCCCAUUCCCCCCAUCUGUUAGUGUAGAUGAAAUCAUACAAAUACAUUUAAAAAAUGGCAUUAAAACAAGUAAAUCUUGGAAAAGCGAGCCAGAAUAUGUCAAAAACUAUUAUAAACAGAUAUCUAAAGAGGUUAAGAAACUCUUUAAAAAAAUCGUCCCUUGUUUCAUUAACAAAUUUGGAACAAGCAAUCAAGUUGGUACAAAUGAUGUUUCUCUAGAAAUAUCCCCUCCUAUAGACCAAAACUCUCCAGAAACUAUUUAUUCUAGUCACCAAUUUGUUAAUAUACGCCCUAUUAACCAGAUCUCUCCAGACAAUGCCUGUUAUAAUUCUCUAUUUAUGAAUAUAGAGCAAAACUCUUUAGGUACUACCUGUUAUAAUCCUCCACUUUCUAACUCACCAGACGCCAUUUAUUCUAGUCACCGAUCUGUCAAUAUGAAUAAGGGUCAAAAUUCUCUAGAUGCUACCAAUUCUAAUCUUCCUGUGGACCAAUUCCCUCUAGGAAUUACUUUCCCUGAUCCGUCAAAUAUGGAACAAAUUACAACAGGAAUUACCAGUUAUAAUUCUCCAUUUACAACUGUUCUAGGAAUCACUCACGUUAACUCUCCACCUUCAAACUAUCUCAAAACUAUUUAUUCUAGUCAAAAUUCACCAGAUGCUACCAAUUCUAAUCUUCCUGUGGACCAAUUCCCUCUAGGAAUUACUUUCCCUGAUCCUUCGAAUAUGGAUCAAAUUUCAACAGGAAUUACCUGUUAUAAUUCUCCAUUUACAAAUGUUCUAGGAAUCACUCACGUUAACUCUCCACCUUCAAACUCUUUUAACACUAUUUAUUCCGACCAAAAUUCACCAGAUGCUGAUCCUCUCAUGGUCCAAAACCCUUUAAAAAUUACUUUUCUUGAUCCAAGUAUGAACCAAAUAUCUCCAGGCAAUGACUGUUAUAAUUCUCUACUUAUGAACUCGGACAAAAACACUACUUACUCUGAUUAUCCACUUCUAAAUAUAGAUCAAACUCUCAACCAAUUAUGA